AUGCCGGCUUCUCGCCCCUCCGAAGCCGUUCGGACACUGCCCGAACAGCUUCGGGAGAGCGGGGCGGGCAGAUCCGCGACCCCGGAGUUACGGUGGGGGAAGGGCAGGAGCGCUGCGGUCGCUGAGCGUUUGCACGUUUGCACCUCUCUGUGGAAGCAGUGCGUCACAGGAGGGAAAUAUACAUGCUCCCCAAAACAAGAGGUGCCUUCCACUUCAGUAUUCCAGAUCCUCAGCACAUUUGCAAAUCGCGAGGGUCACCAUACAGGUCAAACGUCUGCACGCAAACCAGGGACCGAAGCACGCGGCGCAAGGAUGCGGAGCUUUAUCUGUUGUACGUUAUUACUCAGGACGCGUUUCUCACGGGAUUUGGCCCGCGGGCUGCCCCGUAGUAGGAGGUGUGGUAGAACUGGAGCCGUAGAAAGAAUGUGGAUUGCGAUUGGUUCGCACUUCACUUUCCCGGAGCUCAGUGGGCGUCGCGCGAAGACUAAGGGAGUGUGGCGGGCGGCUCCGGGAGCCAACAUGCCUCGGUAUGCGCAGCUGGUCAUGGGCCCCGCGGGCAGCGGGAAGGUGAGGAUCUGCGGGGACAAGGAGAGAAAAAGCACCUACUGUGCCACCAUGGUCCAGCACUGUGAAGCCCUCAACCGGUCUGUCCAAGUUGUAAACCUGGAUCCAGCAGCAGAACACUUCAGCUACUCCGUGAUGGCUGACAUCCGGGAACUGAUCGAGGUGGAUGAUGUAAUGGAGGAUGAUUCUCUGCGAUUCGGUCCCAACGGAGGAUUGGUAUUUUGCAUGGAGUACUUUACCAAUAAUUUUGACUGGCUGGAGAACUGUCUUGGCCAUGUAGAGGACGACUAUAUCCUUUUUGAUUGUCCAGGUCAGAUUGAGUUGUACACUCACCUGCCUGUGAUGAAACAGCUGGUCCAGCAGCUCGAGCAGUGGGAGUUCCGAGUCUGUGGAGUUUUUCUUGUUGAUUCCCAGUUCAUGGUGGAGUCAUUCAAGUUUAUUUCUGGCAUCUUGGCAGCCCUGAGUGCCAUGAUCUCUCUAGAAAUUCCGCAAGUCAACAUCAUGACAAAAAUGGAUCUGCUGAGUAAAAAAGCAAAAAAGGAAAUUGAGAAAUUUUUAGAUCCAGACAUGUAUUCUUUAUUAGAAGAUUCUACAAGUGACUUAAGAAGCAAAAAAUUCAAGAAACUGACUAAAGCUAUAUGUGGACUGAUUGAUGACUACAGCAUGGUUCGAUUUUUACCUUACGAUCAGUCAGAUGAAGAAAGCAUGAACAUUGUAUUGCAGCAUAUUGAUUUUGCCAUUCAAUAUGGAGAAGACCUAGAAUUUAAAGAACCAAAGGAACAUGAAGAUGAGUCUUCCUCUAUGUUUGACGAAUAUUUUCAAGAAUGCCAGGAUGAAUGAAGAGUUUACUAAAAGUAACCAUCUAAAGAGCUUGUGGCCAAACCAGCAGAACAUUCUUCUCUUCAAAGGAUGCAAUAGUAGAAAGCUACUUAUUUUAAUGAAAAAAAGUAAAACUUUGUUCUUUAUCAGCCGCAUGCCUGAAUCAAAUUUUUAAUUAUUUUGAAACUGCUGCUGUUUAAAGUGGAAUCUUUUAGUAUUAUAACAGCAUCACUGUAGAUUUUGUAAGUCAAAAUUGAAAUGAAUGCACAUAGAUUUAUAUAUAAAUUAGCACCUGAGCUAAGGUUAAGGCUGGUCUAAACUUAUUUUCACUUUUUGUAUUAUUUUUGAGAUGCAGGAAUUACUGUAACAAAAUAUGUAUGUCCGAAGGGAAAAAGCUGCAAGGAUAUAUAUAAGACCACUGCUUAUCUGUAUCUUCCCAUUUUCCUAUAUUGAAAAUGUAUAUUAUUUAUAUAACUUAAAAAGUAAAAAUAACUAUGUUUUGAGAUAUGUAUGUGUAUAUAUAAAAGAAACAGAAAGGUUUUUAAUGUUUCUUGGACCUAGAUAACAA
Molecule: messenger RNA, 1951 nt
Organism: Gorilla gorilla gorilla (western lowland gorilla)
Lineage: Eukaryota; Metazoa; Chordata; Mammalia; Primates; Hominidae
Gene: GPN3
Product: GPN-loop GTPase 3
Exons: 9
Coding region: 1-1404 (467 amino acids)
Molecular function (GO): GTPase activity
Source: RefSeq, a predicted model, not a curated record